This is a messenger RNA of Panicum virgatum (switchgrass), 2372 nucleotides long. RefSeq lists its product as uncharacterized. NCBI's taxonomy places the organism in Eukaryota, Viridiplantae, Streptophyta, Magnoliopsida, Poales, Poaceae. The transcript has 8 exons. The coding region runs from base 145 to 1974 and encodes 609 amino acids. The record is from RefSeq and is a predicted model, not a curated record.
GCCACUGCAUCUGCCUGCCCUCGGGCGCUCGCCUGGUUGCCCCGGCCGCGGGCUGCCCGUCACCCGACUCCUCCGACACCGGCGCGCCGCCCGCCGCCGUCCUCCCCACCUUGCCCCGCGCCGCCGCUGUCCCCGCUCGCGGAAAUGGCGUCCGAACCCCCACCAGGCUCCACCGGCGAAGCGCACCGGACCCCGCCGGCGCCCUCCGCUCCGGCCGCCCGCCGCGUCUCCCACGUGCAGCAAUGCGUCGUGUUCGUUGACUGGUGGCUGGAGUGGGUGGAUCGCGAGCAGGGCAAGGUCCGCGUCGUCGGGACCCCCCACGCCCCGCAGAUGACGAAAGGAGCAUCAUCCUCAAAGGCGAACAUGAAAGUAGCAGGCAGAGUAUUCAAAUCUGCCGCUAUUGCAAGGCACCACGAUGACUGCGACAUCGAGACUGAGGACGGUCGCCUCAUACGGAUUGCCCGUGUCUUGAACAAAUCCCGAACACAGGACAAUGGAUUUUCUGAGGAGGUGUGCGAAUGGUUCUGUUUUGGCUUUCCUCUUCAAUGGCGUGAGAUUCUUAAUCCAAACAUGGAGCAGCAGCAUGAACAAUCGCAAUCAGAAUCUACUGCAAAUGCACCAAAGCAUUCAGUUGAAUGUUACAUGGAGAAGUUAUCAAGGAAAACCACCUGCAUCACCAAUUCAAUGAGAUAUGCUUUCAGAGAGAAUGAUUUCUACUCAUCCAUAGGGUGUACCUGCAAUACAGAUGGACCCGCUAUCCAAACAGAUGGUAAUGCAGGCAACAUGGCUGCAUCUUGGGGAUUAAAUGGCGGCACAAGAAACAUGCCUGAAAAACCAUUGACACCACCUAGAGAAACAUGUUGUAGUGGUCAAGAAAGUGAACAACAUGAAAGAACGCAGGUAGAUGCAAGUGAACAGGGGAUAGUUAGUCACUCGGUCAGCUCUGUUUCAGUAAAUCUAAGUACAGGUUCCAUCUGCCCCAGCUCAAAAGUAGAUGAGAGCAUAUUCGUGCCAUCCAAAAAUGUGCAAGUUGACAAGGAAGGUUACAGAAGCAGAUCAGAUUGUUGUCAGGCUGAGGAUGCUGCAGAUAUACCUGAGAAUACGCAGAGCUGUGAGCAGGAGAUGGUUACACUUCCCAUUGACUCUGCAAUAGUUAAUGAAAAUCUGAACUCUACAUCAUCUGACUUAGGAGAACCAGGAACUCUGAAAUGUGGCAAGGCUUCAGUGAAUCUAGGGACUGCAGAUGCAUUAGAACUAACAACUGAAGGUGUGACUCCACAGUUUGGAGCUGUUAGAGGUUCAGAAGACAGUAUAGUCAGGAGAUUACGGAGUGGCAAAGUCUAUGGAACGCCAAGUGGUGGGCCAGUGAAGAGGCGCUACAAGAAGAAAAGUAUCCAGCAUGAAGCAUCCAGUGAAAUGAUGGCACCUAAGGAAGGGGGCACAUCUACAGAUCUGACUUCUCACGAAAAUCCACCAUGCGCAAUACACAAAGGGAAGCAUGAACGCCCAAUUUGUCAUCAAUAUGGACAUUGGUAUACAUGCAAAGCUGGAGAUCGAGAAGAUUUUGCAGCAAUGCUUGCUGACAGGGGUCCACGUAAGAAGAAGGUAGCACCAGCAGCAACUGAAACAAGCAUUGGGCCAGUAACUAAUCCAGGAAUGGUUUUCCCACAGUUGUCUUCUACAGGCACUACAUCAACAACUGUUAAUAAGAGGAAGAAAAAGAGCACAUCUAGUACCACAAGCUCUCGACCAUCUGCUGUAUCAGUUAGCUUCAUCUCCCACUGGAACAACUGGGAGAACUUGAUUAGCUUGAUGAAGAUUUUGAGGAAGCACACGCACAGGAGCAGCUCUUCCCUGUUGUCUGUGAGGAGCUGUCGCUACCCCUCCGACCUAUCGCAUGAGAAAAAGACUAUACUACCCCUGGCCGAGCAACCCCCGAGCGGUCGAAUCCCCCUGUUGGGGACGCUGCCUUAGGCUAGAUGGACCAAGGAUGGGCCCGCGCGAUGUUGGAAGCCGAAGACCAGGCGGGGCUGACCAACGAAGAUCGCCAGAGUAUCUUUGGAGAAGGCCCGAACACAUAAGCAAAGAGCGCGCUCGUCGAAGACGGCGACCCGCCCGAGCAAGAGCUGAAGCUACACCAAAGGCCCUGACAACGAAGAUCGCGGGAUGGUUUGGCGUGGAAGGAGGGCGCUGAGCUGUACCGCACUCGAUGAUAGGAGGGGAUUUUACCGAAUGCCCCUAGAAUAUUUCGGGAAUAUUUCUGUUGUAAGGGUAUCGUGUUGUAAUUGAGCAGGGGUAAGAGUGCGUAUGCCUAUAAAUACCUGUGUAACUGCCUUGGACAUGGAAUAGAGAAUUUAUUGCUUCCUGGGUUU